Messenger RNA from Antrostomus carolinensis (chuck-will's-widow), 594 nucleotides. RefSeq names its product calpastatin-like. Gene Ontology annotation, molecular function: calcium-dependent cysteine-type endopeptidase inhibitor activity. Gene Ontology annotation, cellular component: cytoplasm. The annotation marks the transcript as partial. Lineage: Eukaryota; Metazoa; Chordata; Aves; Caprimulgiformes; Caprimulgidae. The transcript is spliced from 7 exons. The record is from RefSeq and is a predicted model, not a curated record.
AUGGUGGCUCUCUCUGCCCGAGCAUCUGACACUGUGCAGGUAUAUGAGCCAGUUACUGAGCCCAAAAAGGCUAAGUCUGAGAAGAUGUCCAUAGUGGCUGGUGCAGCUGGUGCAGGUGCAGUCAGUCCGAAUGCGGCUCCUGCAGCUGAGAAGUCAAGUACUGAGCCUGGUAUGGAUGAGUCGGCACUAGAUCGCCUCAUAGAUACCCUCGGUGGACUUGAAGAUGAUGUGCCUGCUAGUCCUGUUUACACUGGUCCAGAAGUUACGGAAGAUAUAUCUUCAAGAUACUUGGAAGAAAUGGGUAAACGUGAAGGUAGUCUCCCUCCAGAGUAUGUGAAAUUGUUGAAGAGCAAAGGGGAUGGCAAAGAUGGAGUCCCACCAAAAGCAGAUGAACGAGAUGAAAAACCCAUGACAGAUGAUGAGCUCGCAGCGGCCCUGUCAUCUGGCUUUACCUGUGGUACUGCUUCUCCUGAAGAAAAGAAGAGUCUGACAAAGGAAAUGAAAGAUGAUGCAGUGGAAGCUCUUCUUGAUACUCUUGGUGGACCUGAGCCUGAACCUGAAGAAGAUCCUAGUCCUGUUGUAGAGGUGUCAGAG